This is a messenger RNA of Medicago truncatula (barrel medic), 937 nucleotides long. RefSeq names its product putative gamma-glutamylcyclotransferase At3g02910. The coding region runs from base 195 to 686 and encodes 163 amino acids. The transcript has 2 exons. The record is from RefSeq and is a predicted model, not a curated record. Lineage: Eukaryota; Viridiplantae; Streptophyta; Magnoliopsida; Fabales; Fabaceae. Gene Ontology annotation, cellular component: cytosol. Gene Ontology annotation, molecular function: gamma-glutamylaminecyclotransferase activity.
CCCAAAUCAUCAUCAAGCAAAUCAUUAGUUUAAAACUUAGUCACAUUGUUUAAAGUUCAACAUCCAUAUAUUUCUCUGGAGAAACUAAACUUGUUAUCAUGUCUUCAAGCCCAUGGGCCUUGAAAACGAAAAUAAACACAUGAAAAUGAAGAAUUGCGCGACACUGCAAAGGAGAAAGAAAAGAGAGAGAAACAAUGGCGAAAGCGAAACCGCAUCUAAUCUUCGCAUACGGAACAUUGAAACAAGGAUUCCCCAACCACGGUUUAAUGGAAGAUCUUAAAACCAAAGACGACGCCGUUUUCAUGAAUACAUACUCCACACAGAAACCGUAUCCACUGGUGAUUGGACCCCACGGAAUACCGUACCUGAUCAACCUACCCGGGUCGGGUCAUAAGGUGAAGGGAGAAGUUUACGCGGUUUCGGAUGACGCUGUGGUUAAGUUGGAUGAGUUCGAAGGUGUGGGAAGUGGGUUUUAUGAGAGGGUUCCGGUGGUGGUUGUGACGGAGGGAGGGGAGAAGGUGGAGGCGGAGGGGUAUUUUGGGCAUAGAAGUUUUGGGGAGAAGCUGUGGAAGAUGAAGGGGGAGGUUGGGUUGGUUGAGUAUGGUGAGAAUGAUGCGAGGGAGUAUGUGAGGAAAGAUGAUAGACCUGGUUGUAGAAACACUAUUCUUGAUUUUGUAAGUCGUUAGUUUUUGUUGUGUUCAUCGUAUGAACAAUAGAUCAACAUGUUGUAAUCAUUUUAUAAGAAUUUUAUGUAUAUAUUGGUGAUGUAUGAUUGUCCAUGAAUCACAGACACAUAUAUCUGACACUCCAACAAAGAUAAUGCUUUGAGAAAAUAAUAUAAUUCAAUGUAAUAAUAUGUAUCUCUGUCGGACGGACAUGAUAAGUAUCCGAUAUUGGAACACGUCUAACUUUGCUUCAUAGAUGAUUGUAUUAAUUC